Messenger RNA from Acanthosepion pharaonis, 897 nucleotides. The record is from the annotation of a GenBank genome assembly. NCBI's taxonomy places the organism in Eukaryota, Metazoa, Mollusca, Cephalopoda, Sepiida, Sepiidae.
AUGGAAUCACAAUCUUCGGAAACCCCUCUCGCCACACUAUCGUUGAAUAUCCCGGCUUUCAACACGACUAACACUAAGUCCUGGUUCGUUCAAAUCCAGGCAUUAUUUGAUGCGAAGCAAAUCACCUCCCAGAGAACCCGGUAUUGUUACUUAGUGGAAAAACUGCCAGCAGACAUCGUCGAGGAAGUAAUGGAUUUACUGGAAAAUGUCCCGGAUGGCAACCCGUACGAUAGACUCAAGGAAGCAAUUUUAAAACGGACCGGUGCCUCGAACGAAGCCAUGCUACGCAACCUUUUCACUCAGGUUGAAUUAGGAGACCGCACCCCAUCGCAGUUAUUGAGGCACAUGCGAACCUUACUGGGUGACAACAAAAUGUCCGAGAACAUUAUGCGGAGCUUAUGGCUGGACAAGUUACCCACUACAACAACACAAAUCCUCGCACCCAUGACGGAGGAAACGCAGACAGAAAAACUCGCGGACAUUGCAGAUCGGAUCCAUGAAAGUUUUCGAAGCCGCAGGGUAAACUCUAUCCAACCACAACCAGCCCAACAAAGAGACAGGGAAUUUAACGACCUCAAGUCUACUGUAGAAAGAUUGUCUAUACAAUUACAAGGCUUACUGCAAAAGACCGACAGUACCGCCGCGAUAAAUGUCCAGGCUACAGAAAGCGAAGUUUCAGCAGAGGCCGGACUGACAACCGCAAUCGAAAAGAUGAAAUUUGUUACUACCACAAAAGGUUUGGUCCUGAGGCGAGACGUUGUAUACAUCCUUGUUCUUUCAACAACGCGAAUGCGGGAAACGGAAAUUCCAGCCAGUAGAGACGACGGCUGUUGCUGGAUUUUAACAAAAGGUCGUCUGUUUUAUAUCCGCGACAAAAUUAAUGGAUAUAACUUUUAA